UGCUUCCUUUUGAACUCGAUUGCUGGGUUUCACUAUCUUUGCAGAAAACCUCAGGGCAGAGCAGAGAGGGCGAUAAAGGGGAAGGAGCCUCAGGGGGAGGUAGACCGGCAGAGGAGCUGGAGACAGAGGAGCGGGAGGCAGAGGUGUUGUGACACUCUUGAGAGGGCACAGGCUUCAAGAAGUACUUGAAACCACAGUGGAAUCGGCAGGUAAUCUGUCUCACGGGCUGCUGAAACCAAGACCGAGACGGGCCAGCCAGCCUUUCCUCCUGUGUUCCCGCCCGCCAUGCUGCACUCUUGCCUCUGUUGUCUCAACGGGAGGCCAGCCUCCGGCCCAUCCCUGUGAAACCCGAGGAUGAUGUGACGGCCCCGACUGCCAGUCCAGAAAUGCCCAGGCCCUGAGGGCCGCGGAGGGCCGGUCAGCCAUGCCAACCAGGGAGCUUCUGCCGCACCUCCUUCUCCUCCUCCUUCACAUCCUCGUGGCCCUGGCCCUGGUCUCCUCUCAGUCAGAUCCAUGCUCUGAAGAAGUUCGAAUCAAGAGAGAUUCCAACCACACUCUCUGGUCAGGAGAAUCUUUUAUCCUCAAAUGUCCCGUGAUUUAUUGUGCGGUCCGACCUACCGUGAGCUGGUGCGUACUCUAUCACUCGCACUGCUUUCGUCUGCAAAAUAUGCUGCAGAAUACGACAGAAAAAAAUAACACUUUAGAAUUGAAUUUGUACUUUCAACCUGCAUGGGUGAACGACACUGGGUUAUAUAUCUGUGAGGCUAAUUUUAGCAAGAAGACAAUUAGAAGCCACCAAGUGACCAUUAUUGUGAAAGAAGGAGCUCAGAUCAACACCACAAACCCACCAUCAACCCUGGCUUUGCAGAUUUCACUGGUACCUCAAGACCCAAGACCCCGGUGGCUAGUUCCUGGCUCCUCCCCAUCCUGGCCUCCGUCGCGGCUGCCUGUACCUUCAUCAUCAUCUGUUCCAGCCUCUCCUACUGCCUGUGGCGGCACCGAGCCAAACAGAAGAGGGCGCCGGCAGCCAGGAACUUGCCUGACCUGCCUCAGACCCCAGCCGAAGUUUGGCCCCUGUACCACACCGGAGCCGGAUCCCAGUCCUCGCCACCUGCCACCACCAUCGUUUACGAUAACGACGACGACCCCCGGGGGAAAGGCCCGGCCCGGCCCGAGGCAGUCUAUUCGAACCAGAACUCGGAGACUCAGUUGCCCAUCGUCUAUGCCUCCCUGAACCACUCAACCAAGGGCAGAUCCUGCCCAAGGAAAGGGACUGCGGUGAAAGAGGAGUUCACGGAGUAUACCGCCAUCUGCGUGAGGAGUUAGAUGAGGGUAGGGUGGGCCAGGACGGGCUGCCCUCCUUGUCUCCUGGUAGACCCCCAGCCCCCCGAAAUCCCCCAGGACCAGCAGGAUAAUUCACAAUCUCUGUGGGCCCAGGGGCCCUACGACUCGGUCCGGGACGGGCUCCUGCUGCGACCCCAUCUGUGCCCUGGCAGGCUCAGGGGCAGCUCCUGCUCCCUCUCGGUCACCCUCCCUGUCCCCGACUCUGGUGCCCGCCGGCAGGGCUGCAAAUUACUGAAGAUACCUUUUGCAAACAGUAAGAAUAAAAAUGACUGACUUCCAAA
Molecule: messenger RNA, 1625 nt
Organism: Ornithorhynchus anatinus (platypus)
Lineage: Eukaryota; Metazoa; Chordata; Mammalia; Monotremata; Ornithorhynchidae
Gene: BTLA
Product: B and T lymphocyte associated
Exons: 6
Coding region: 425-1234 (269 amino acids)
Biological process (GO): immune response-regulating cell surface receptor signaling pathway
Cellular component (GO): plasma membrane
Molecular function (GO): signaling receptor activity
Source: RefSeq, a predicted model, not a curated record